AUGAAUAUUGAGCUUGAACCGAGACCCGUUUCACGGGUAGGAACAACACCCGAAGCGCACAAUGACACCGCCGAAUUGGAGCUUCCACAAGCUGACAUCGAUAAUGGCCACGAUCAAGCUGGUAUCAUGUCAUCACAGGAUCCCGAAUCCAGAGCCCAAACUGUACAUUCAUCCCCCAAGGAAAGUUGUGCUCAUGAACGCUUAGGGCAGGAAGAAGGGUCCCAAAGCCACACGAGUCAGGAGGUUAUCGAUGGCAAUGUGCAUCCGAUUGAUCUGAAUGAUCAAAUCCUCCUCUCUAAAAUCAGAGACCUGCUGAUUGCCAGGCUAGAUCGUGCCAGGCAGGUGGCCGGUAGCACGGUAAGAAGUACUGAGUCCAGAUGGAUGCGAGAUACGUUUGACGCUGAUAACAGCGAAACUCCGGACCCACUUUGGUGGAGCGAUGAUUACAUUGGGGGUGCUUGGCCUGCGAGUCGGGAUGUCCCAGGGGUAGUGCAAUAUAUAAUCGGGCAUGGUGCCGAAGUCCUAUCUCACUGGUCAUCGCGUUGGCGGACACAGAUGGACGAUCAAAAUACACCGUACGACAGGAUUGAAAGCGUAUGGCGUGACUGGUGCUGCGCAGCCAGAGAAGAAAUGUGUGGCACGGUUGGAAACUCGUCUUCAGAUCAUAGGAUUGGGAGGAUUGGAAUUAUAGGCAAGAUUGUGACGUGGUGGCUGAGCCCUUUUGCUAGUUAUUGUGCGUCGAAUGAGUUCCAAAAGGGAGCCCGAGGCUUCCCCAUACCCAUUCUUGCUUGCGGUUUAAGCUUCGAGGAGCCCUUCCGCUUAUCAAGCAGCGAGAUGGCUGACUUGGAUGUGGGAAAAUCGACAUCAUUUCUUUCCACGGACUUUCGAGGGGGAUACAGCGUGCAAACCGACCAUGAUCUACAUAAUGCUAUUCAUUGGCAAAUUCGCUAUUUCAGCCCAGUUUACCAGAUCCGAAACAAUAGAACAAGGAGUCUAUUUAGCAAGCGGCAAACAACGAGGUUGCAACACGGGUCAGGGAUAACCAUCCUGCAGGAGAAGCGAAUUGUGGUAAGUUUUCGAGUUCUGAGGGAAACUUCGAGACUCUUCAGCAUACUCGUCCUCAAGGAUGAGGACAUGUUUCCAGAUGUUCAAUCACCGGAUCAGCAAUUUGACGUUAAAUCGUUUUGGAAAGGCUAUAUCGACUUUGAACUGCACUAUAUACCCCCCCUUACGUAUUAUUUACUCGAGAUAUGCAGAGCGUUCAAGAUGUGUAUGGAUGCUUGGGAGGAGACCCUAAGUACCAUAGAUAAGCUUGUCCUUGUCAAGUUAGAAGACUUGGAUAAUCUUGAAAGGGUAGAGGAGCUUAUGUUUGAUAGUUCUUUUAAACGUUCUAGGGACUACUUUGUUGCUCUCCAGAUUUUGAGAAUUAUCGACGAGUGGCUGGAUGAGGUUCAGUCAACUGUCGAAGACAUGUCCAAAGAUCAUGUCCUAUUAAAGGCAUCUAUGUGGGAUGAUGGCUAUACAUCAAAUCGUUCUUUCGGAGUCGCUGUUCGUUAUGUGAACGAACAUGCUACUGCAACCAAGAGUCGGGUUCAGAAGAAACGGGAAGAAAUCAACAGUCUUCGGGAUGGUUUGUUCAAUGCCACAUCUCUUCGAGAGUCUACCAAGGCUAUGGCAUUGAACCAGGCAAUUUAUGUCUUCACUGUUGUUACGGUACUCUUCACACCAGUGAGCUUCUUAGCGACGUUUUGGGCUUUGCCGUUCUUGAACAACCCAGCAGAGGGCAGUGGUACGAUACCAGAGCCUUCAGCAUUUCGCAACAGCUUCAUUAUCAUGCCUAUCCUCACCUACGCCCUGGUCAUUGGUGUCGCGUGGGUCGUGGGAAAACGCAACAGUGUCCGUGCACUAUUGGAUCUGCUCAGAAAAUAUUGGGCAAAAUCGACGUCGCUCAUGAGAUCCGCAUGGAGCUCGCGUCCAUGGAUGCCCUGA
This is a messenger RNA of Fusarium proliferatum ET1, 1989 nucleotides long. RefSeq lists its product as uncharacterized. Gene Ontology annotation, cellular component: membrane. NCBI's taxonomy places the organism in Eukaryota, Fungi, Ascomycota, Sordariomycetes, Hypocreales, Nectriaceae. Gene Ontology annotation, biological process: transmembrane transport; metal ion transport. The transcript is spliced from 6 exons. The coding region runs from base 1 to 1989 and encodes 662 amino acids. The record is from RefSeq and is a predicted model, not a curated record. Gene Ontology annotation, molecular function: metal ion transmembrane transporter activity.